AUGAAGUUUUUCAGCUUUUUCCUUCUGUCGUUCCACACGAUCAUCGCACUCGCUAAGAAGCGAGGAAAGCCCGUCAAAGUUUUUAUUCUGGCUGGUGAAGCUAAUGUCGAAGGCUACGCAUCACUGUCACAUUUGCACGAUUUGGUCACUGGGCAACACACCCUUAAUGUGACGGAAACGCGUCUCGAUGGUCCUGGACGUUACCAGCACUUAAGAGAUGGCUAUGGGCAGUGGUCCACACGAGACGAUGUUUUUGUCACGUAUGAGCACGAACGGCACUCUGGCUGGAAAUAUGGUCCCUUGGAUGUAACCCAUUGGGGCGCCGCUCCAAAUGUCUUCGGUCCCGAGGUUGAGUUUGGACAUGUUAUGGGAAAUGCCUACGUUGAGCCAGUCAUUUUGGUCAAAGCUGCUUGGGGGAAACGGUCGUUGGCGAAAGAUUUCCGACCGCCGUCAGCAACUGGUGAAACUGGAUUUCAGUGGUACCGUAUGCAAACCGGUAUAGCCAACACCUUUGCCCAGAUAGCCAACAUACUUGGUGAGGAGUACAAACACGCGGAUAUUGAUAUUGGUGGAAUAGUCUGGUGGCAUGGGUAUACAGAUUUGUGGAAUCAGGCAAACGCAGCUGAAUAUGAGUCAAAUCUCGAACACUUCGUACGUGACUUAAGAUCAACCCUACAUCGCCCGCUCCUACCGAUAGUGAUCGCAGAAUUAGGUGGAUCUGGAGCGAAUGCAUCCCGCCGAGAGAUUCGUAUGCGCGAUGCACAGCAACGCGUGGCAAAUCUUGCCGAAUGGAACUAUACAACGUCGUACGUGCGGACGGCUUCAUUUGCUGUACCGUCGAAGCCUUUCCUAGACAUCAAUACACAUUACUAUGGCCGUGCCGAUACAAUGAUCGCAAUAGGAUCAGCCCUUGCCACCGAGAUGCUACGGCUCAACCAUCUGGGGCCUCCAGAGUUCCGCAAAUCGCAACUGGAAUCAGAUUUGUCUACGUUUGGUGGAUUCUUGCAAACCUUUUUUACAACUUGUAUAGCUGUCGUGGCAGCAGUAUUGAUUGUGUUAUACAGUCUGUACAAAAAUGGUCACAUCUCCAGAGGCAAGGUCAUGCGACUUCGCAACAGCUUUCAUUGUCGAAAACGAGAUAAUGGUACAGUUUUCGCAAACGGUCCCAUCCGAGAAACGACAAUGGCAUAA
This is a messenger RNA of Phaeodactylum tricornutum CCAP 1055/1, 1191 nucleotides long. RefSeq lists its product with no specific name. Lineage: Eukaryota; Bacillariophyta; Bacillariophyceae; Surirellales; Neidiaceae. The transcript has a single exon. The coding region runs from base 1 to 1191 and encodes 396 amino acids. The record is from RefSeq and is a predicted model, not a curated record.